Messenger RNA from Daphnia carinata, 490 nucleotides. Its product is annotated as spore coat protein YeeK-like. The transcript has 5 exons. The record is from RefSeq and is a predicted model, not a curated record. Bases 72 to 395 code for a protein of 107 amino acids. NCBI's taxonomy places the organism in Eukaryota, Metazoa, Arthropoda, Branchiopoda, Diplostraca, Daphniidae.
UAAACCUUCUCAGUCGAGAGACAAAACAAGAAAGAGAUUCAGCUCAUCUAGUGGCGACCAAAUUUCAGGAAAUGUUCAAUCAUAAGUUGAUUUUAGUUUGCUUUAUGGCCGUUCAUUGCGUCCUAAGUAUACCUGUCGAAUACCAAAUGGGUCCUGGAUACGAAGUCGUUUCUGCUGAAGCUGAAGGCGAAGACCAGGUUGUUGAAGACCUUAUGACCGCCGAGCAUCACGGUGGAUAUGGCGACUAUUACUAUCCAAACUACGGACACGGUCACUAUUAUGGCCACGGCGGCUACGGAGGCUACGGAGGCUAUUACGGAGGAUAUGGUGGAUACGAGGGACACGGACAUGGACAUCACCAUCACCACCAUCACCACGGAGGUUAUGACGACUAGUAAACUGGAUGCUUAACUUCGUUCCGAACAUCCAAGAUCAGCAAGCUGUUCUGUGCAUUGCAUUGCAAGCCUUCAGUUAUCGAUUCCUUUCUCUG